Molecule: messenger RNA, 2783 nt
Organism: Petromyzon marinus (sea lamprey)
Lineage: Eukaryota; Metazoa; Chordata; Hyperoartia; Petromyzontiformes; Petromyzontidae
Molecular function (GO): protein binding
Source: RefSeq, a predicted model, not a curated record
UUUUUACGACGAACGAGAGACAUCGCCCCGUCGUGCAAGCCGUUCUUCUGCAGCUCCCUUGCGCUGCGUCACCUCGGCCUCUCCGGCACCAAGCUGCCAGCCGAGGCCGUCAAGGGCUGGCUGUGUGGGGAGCUGUCCGCUGGCAUGGAGGAGCUGCUGCUGCUGCUGCUGUGCGCGCUGGGCUCGGUGCUGGCGCCGUGCCCGUGCCGUGAGUGCUGGAGGGACUACAUAAAGUGCGCCGACGAGGGGCUGGAGGAGGUCCCGCUACUGGACCCGUCCCUGCUGGAGAACGACCGUCCCAUCAAGAAGCUCUUCCUCGGAGGAAACCGCCUGCGCGUGCUGCGGGCGGGCAGCCUGGCGCGCCUGCCCAGCCUCGAGCGGCUCAGCAUUCGAGCCUCGCGCGUCGCCGAGCUCGAGGCUGGCGUCUUCCAGGGCCUGCUGCGACUCCAGGUCCUAGAGCUGCAGGAUAACGAGCUGGAGGAGGUUCCGGCUGACCUGAUCACUGACCUGCCGGCACUGCGCACGCUGGACAUGUCCGACAACCGCGUGCGAGUCCUCCCCGCGGAGGGUCUUUCCAGGCUGUCGCGACUCCGUGACGUCUACCUGCACGGGAACGCACUGCGAGAGCUGCCACGCCGUGCGUUUGCGGGCUGCGUGCACCUGAGACGCCUCUACCUGCACGGGAAUGCGCUCACGUCCCUUCGUGCAGACGGGCAGUACUUUGCUGGCGCUCGCUCGCUGCAGGUGCUGGACCUGCACGGGAACCAGCUGCUGGUGCUGGACGUCGCUCUGCUGCUCGAGCUGCCGGGGCUGCAGCUGCUGGACCUGUCCAACAACCGCCUGCGCUCGCCGCCGGCGCUCAACCUGCCCCCUCGCGACCCCCUGCCCCCCCUGGGGCCCCUUCCCAACCCGCGACCCCGCGAACCUCUCACGAGCACCACCGUGGCACCCAGCCCCAGCCCGGAGCCCGUGCUGGGACCCGCGCUGGGACCCGCGCUGGGGCCCUUGCAGCUGCGCUGGCUCGUGCUGCACGGGAACCCAUGGGCCUGCGAGGACGUGGACGCGGUGUGCGCCCUGCGCCAGCGGCUGCUGGACGCGAGAGUGCGGGUGUACUACGGCCUCACCUGUGCGUCCCCGGCCUGGGUGGCCGGGCGUAACGUCCUCACGUCGCGAUGCCCCCACGAUCUGACCACAACCACCACGACCACCAGAACCACGACCACCAGAGGGACCACCACCACCACGAGGACGGACCAGCCAGGAAUGCCGGGCGCCGCUAUGCAAAGGACCACGCAAACUAUGAAUCCUGCGAGGACCAAGCUGCGUGGAACGAAACCCCAGAAGCCGGUGGUCGGGGGGCCUGCAGAACUCUCUGGCCAGCCUGGGGGGUCAGGGGGCCCCACACACUUCGCCUCGGACCUUCUGCCCCAUGGCGUGUGGCUGCCGGGUCCCGACGGGUCCCUGCUCGGAGGAAAGCAGCCGGCGUCCUCCCGCCUGCCGCCAGCGUCGCCGGGUGCCGUGCUGGGCACGCUGCUGCUGCUCACGGCACUUGGUUGCGUGUGCGGGUUCCUGUCGAGACGCGCGCGGGCACGUGGGGUGCUGUGGGGGCAGCAGCGGCAGGGGGAGCAAGGGCAGCAGGCGGUGUUGGGGCCGGCAGUCAGGGAUGCCAGGGCGCGGGGAGAUUGAUGAUCAUGGUGAUGUCAGAAGCGCUCAUGUGUUUGGUCUCAUUGCAAAAAUAAUAAUCAAAACGCUCGCCUUCCACAAAAUCUCAUGGUCACGAUUGUCUUGCUGAGCUCUUUGGUGUGUUUUCAACAUCAUGUCCAAUGUUUCGCUUCACAUGCUGGGGGCCUUCUUCAGGAACUGUUACAAUUCAGUUACAAUGAUCAGGGCAUGAAGAAGCUCCCAGCACGUGGAGCAAGGAAUGGUGUUAAUAACGUUUGACAUAAUAGUGAACAACACGCAACAUAGCCUGAAAACACAACCAGGGAGUUCCUUCCCCCUGCCCUCUGUGCUGUUGACUCUCUGCGUGUCAAAUUCAAGAUCUUCCUUUUUUCUUCUGCCUAUGACUGACGGCCUCGAUAAAUGUUUCUAUACCGUGUCUCGAGAUGCGGUUGCGUUUAGACGCUUCUAUAUAGAUCCACAUUGUAAUGUAUAGUGUUCUACUGUGUCUUGCUGUGUUAUUUUGAGACAUUUUAUAAAUUCAAUUGUAUUAUUGCCUGUUCAUAUUUGCAUUAGGCCGCACAUCCAUCACACUCUGUAAUGUAAAGCUCUGAUUUUACACAAAUUUCUCAGCAGGUCACUGGGGUGUUUUAAACACAUUAUUAACUUGUAAAAAAAGGGUGGCAUGAGUAUUCACUCAACGAGUGAGGACAUUGAUGACAUAUCCACAAACGUGUUGAUGGGAUUUAGCAUCAGGUGUUUAAUAAUCAUGCCACCACAAGCCUUGCAGCUGUGUUGGGACCAACAUUUAACAAUCAUUGCUGAUCAACUGUGGCCGGUGAUGUCCACUGACACGAAAUGAUUUCUAAUUUACACAAUAAAGCUUCAGUGAUCCUCAAUACUGUUUCAAGAGAAUCAUGUUUGGGACCUUUGGUUGAGGAAAGAACACUCACACUCCACUAUUCAAAUAGCCUGACGUAACCUUGCUGCAUUGUAGCCUGUAGGUGCCUCGAUUUAACCUGUAGUGAAGAGUGUCAAAUAAAGCAUGUGUUGUGCGAGGUUCAGUCAGAGUGCUUUUUAUUAUUGCGUUUAGUAGUAAAGGUGAGGUUAUUUGGAUCCAUAAG